AUGUGCAAAGGUGUUCUCGAGAAGAUGGCAGCCGCACAGGGUAAGGAGCCCAAAACUGAGGUGAUGACACCGGUUGCAAUCUCUUUUGUUGCACGUAAACUGAAACUGCAUGAUCCGAAGAUGCUGAAUUACCCUCGGUUCCUCGAGACAACUUACCUUCAUGAUUACGGUAAAUUUCAACUACCCAAACAAGUAAGUUCAAAUUGUUACAAGAAUGAUGUUUAA
This is a messenger RNA of Dibothriocephalus latus, 225 nucleotides long. The record is from the annotation of a GenBank genome assembly. NCBI's taxonomy places the organism in Eukaryota, Metazoa, Platyhelminthes, Cestoda, Diphyllobothriidea, Diphyllobothriidae.